Polistes canadensis is the source of this 672-nucleotide messenger RNA. RefSeq names its product U6 snRNA-associated Sm-like protein LSm3 (gene LSm3). Gene Ontology annotation, biological process: P-body assembly; mRNA splicing, via spliceosome. Gene Ontology annotation, molecular function: RNA binding. NCBI's taxonomy places the organism in Eukaryota, Metazoa, Arthropoda, Insecta, Hymenoptera, Vespidae. The transcript has 3 exons. The coding region runs from base 157 to 468 and encodes 103 amino acids. The record is from RefSeq and is a predicted model, not a curated record. Gene Ontology annotation, cellular component: Lsm1-7-Pat1 complex; catalytic step 2 spliceosome; U6 snRNP.
UUGGCGAUUGAUACUUCCUGUUUUAGAGGAAGAAGUACGAUGCGUUGAGUAAAAUAUAUUUAUAUGUAUCAUUUAAAAAUAUUAAAUCGAGACAAGAUUUAUUUCAAAUAUAAUUUACUCUAAUUUAUUAUUUUUUAUUCGAUAAAUAAUUAUAUUAUGGCUGACGAAACGGAACAGGUUCCGGCAAUAAAUGUUAAAGAACCAUUGGAUCUAAUAAGAUUAAGUUUGGAUGAACGAAUUUACGUUAAAAUGAGAAAUGAAAGAGAAUUACGAGGACGUUUACAUGCUUAUGAUCAACAUUUGAAUAUGGUAUUAGGUGAAGCGGAGGAAACUGUAACAACUGUAGAAAUUGACGAAGAAACAUAUGAGGAAGUUUAUCGUACUACCAAAAGGAAUAUAUCUAUGUUAUUUAUUCGUGGUGACGGUGUUAUUUUGGUAUCACCGCCUAGCAUGAGAGCACCCAUGUAAAAGUUAUAUCCAUUAAGGUAUAUUAGAAAUUAGUAUACAAGAAAAAUGAAAGAAUAUGGGAGAGCGUUGAGGAAAGAAGAGAAAAAGAUUUUUUUUUUAUCGAACAAACUUUUUAACAAAAACCAUACGUACUAACUUUUAUAUGCUAAAAUAGAUAUAAAACAUGUACAAAUCAUAAAUUAUAUGAUUGCAUUUAAAAUAUAA